UAUAUACAGAAGAAGAGAAAUGACAGAAAGCGGCAAAUAUGGUAAAUAGGAGGAAAAGAGAUGGGCGUUUCCAAGAUUUUAGUAUAACCAAAUUGAAAGAGGACUCUGUCCGCGUCCGGAAAUACUAACAAAUCUCUCUCUUCUCAUUCUCUCUCACACAGUCACACAGAAACCAACAAACAAAAGUUGUGCAACUUGCUCAGCCCACUUGCUCUCAUUGUCCGGCGUAAGCUCUGCGUUUUUAUUCAAUUCCAAUUUUGUUCAAUUUUUCCGCCCCUUUUUCCCCCUUCAAUUUUUAUUAACCAGACCCCCACCACCACCACCUUCCCCUUUUUUUUAGUCAUAAAAGUUUCUCCGAGGAAAGAUCAAACUAAUGCAACUCCCCCAUUUUCUCUCUCUUGUCUCUUUGUUUUCCUUCUUCAUUAAGACCCCCCUAUAUAAUCCAACCAACCCCAUCUAUCCAUUUCCCCCAUCUUUCCCCCCCAUUUUUAUUUAUUCUUCUCUUUUUUCUCGUACUCCUCCUUUGUUCCAUUCCUCAUCGAUCACAUCAUCUUCUUCUUCUUCUUCUCCUUCACCUGGGCUGGAAAUUCAAGAAAGCAAGAAAUACGGAAGGUUUUGGAGUUAAUUAUCGAGUUUUUGAGAGGAACUUUUUAAUUAUCUGUGAAGAGUUAAUCAUAGUGGAGCAAAAAUGCCUAUGCCUUCAUCCCUUCAAAUCCACCGAAUCAACCCUCCAACCACCGGUACGGCGGCGGUGAACAGCUACCAGAGCAAGCCCACGUGGGUGAUCCCGGUGCCGAUUUCCGUGCCGGAGAACGUGAUGCACUGCCACACCCACGCCGUGGGCCCCGACCAGUGCUGCUCCGCCGUCAUCCAGACCAUCGCGGCCCCCGUGGACACGGUUUGGUCGGUGGUCAGGCGGUUCGACAACCCACAGGCGUACAAGCACUUCCUCAAGAGCUGCCACGUCAUCGUCGGCGACGGGGACGUCGGCACACUCCGGGAGGUCGAGGUGAUCUCCGGGCUCCCCGCCGCCACCAGCAGGGAGAGGCUGGAGAUCCUCGACGACGAGAGGCACGUGAUGAGCUUCCGGGUGGUCGGCGGCGAACACAGGCUCAACAAUUACAGGUCGGUCACCACACUGCACGCCACCGCCGACGGCAGCGGCACGGUGGUGGUGGAGUCCUACGUCGUCGAUGUGCCACAAGGGAACACCGAGGAAGAAACCUGCACCUUUGUCGACACAAUCGUACGGUGCAACUUGCAGUCCUUGGCUCAGAUCGCUCAGAAACUUGAUAGGAAAAUCAGUAAAUCAUCAUCCUGAAAUUUGAAAAUGUUUCUUUUUUUUUUUGGCUUGGUUGUUGUGGAGGGGUUUUUUGUAAUUUUGUUGAUGGGUGAACAGACAGAUAUGAUGAGUUUAGUUCUUUGGACAACUUUGUAGAUCAAUGGAAUUGGAAGGAAAUCCAAAUCCCAGAAGAAGCGUACUUUGGAGGAAAAAAAAAAAAAGAAAAAAGCGGUAGGAAUGAUAAUCAUAGUAGCUAGUGCAUGCAUGGAUUCUGAUCUCAAAAGCUGUUGAAGGUGAUUUCAUUAUACCAAAUCCAAUGAAUUCAUGUUCUUGAUCAGUACCAUCAUCAUCAUCAUUGGUUUUUUCAUUGCUUGUACUAAUUAUCCCAUAUUUUGGUCGGUCACCAUUUCUGUACAGAUAUUCUUAAUUACUUCAUCCCUUUAAUAUCAUCGUUGUCUUGUUUUCUUUUCCAGUUUGACGAUCAUUCGAUUUUUUUUUUUUUCUGAUAUAAAUAUAGGCUCUGGCUUUCUUUCAACCAUAUAUAUGUAUAUUUAUUCGUCUUUCUUUCUAUUUUGAGUCACUCUUCAACUACAUCUAAAAUAUCUUCAAUGUGUGUGAAGUCCACGUAAUUAAUUUAGAAAAACUUUUCUUUAAUCUGAAAUGCCUUUCUCAUCAAACUUGUAAGUUGUGAAUAUUGAAGAUUAAUAAUGUUAAUGCAUUAAUGUAGUUGGCCUAUAAAUGGUGCUCUUGCAUACGUUGGCAAACGUUGUACUAUUUCUUCCAAUCUCAAAUUGAGAGGAAUAUGUACAUUGAAAUGUAAUUCUUGCGCUGUGACGUCUUCUUCUAAUUAAUUAAUUUAAUCUUAUUCUUGUGAUAUCGAUUAUUGUUUAUACUUCGGUCAAG
Oldenlandia corymbosa var. corymbosa is the source of this 2185-nucleotide messenger RNA. The record is from the annotation of a GenBank genome assembly. NCBI's taxonomy places the organism in Eukaryota, Viridiplantae, Streptophyta, Magnoliopsida, Gentianales, Rubiaceae.